This is a messenger RNA of Zea mays, 2458 nucleotides long. RefSeq lists its product as uncharacterized. Lineage: Eukaryota; Viridiplantae; Streptophyta; Magnoliopsida; Poales; Poaceae. The transcript has 3 exons. The record is from RefSeq and is marked validated. The coding region runs from base 1222 to 2307 and encodes 361 amino acids.
GCUGAUUCGCUAUUUUUACUAUCGGUUUUAUGAUCGUAAAAUAAGACACUAUGUAUACGUAUACGAUUAAAUUAGAAAUACCAGCAAAGCAAGGUGUGCUUCGAGAAGUUUAGGCUGUCUCCUGUAAAGGGUCCUGUCCUCUAAAUAUAGAGGACUGUCAGGUCCCCUACGGCUCCAGCAAGGGACUCUAUAGCGUCCUCUAAAUUUUAGAGGAUGUGGCAGGCACUCUAAAUGUGGAGGGCUCCGGGAGUGCGCUAUCCACGCUGCUCGUCCACCAGCCGCCGCGAGGAAACUUCCGCGUCCUCCUACCCCGCGCUGGCGACUGCAUCUUCCGGGGCCGAGCCCUCGAUCCAGCGCGCUUCGCCGCCGGCAUCGAGGCAGGAGGGCGAGAAGCGGCCGUGCGGAGGCGGGUCUGUCGGCGUAGAGCUCGCACCCCUUCGAACCGAGGCCGCGCGACCCACCGCAACCCAAGAUCCAAGCCAGCUUCCCCCUGUUCGUCGCCGGAGAGUCGCCAUCGGCAAAAGGCUUCGUCGUCCACCGACUUCGUCGAAGGCAGCCGACAAAAGGAAGAGAAGCUCCUCGCCGCCGUCGUCUUCGUCUUCGAUUCGGUCCACCGAGCCAGAUCCGCAAAGAGCGAGCCAUGGAUUCGGAGAACGAAAAGCUCCGUAAAGCACUGGCUACUCUGCUCAGAGUUGUUCAAAAGCGUAGUUGUGACAUCGUUGAUGUCGUCAAAUCAGCCUUCCAGCCUUUCAACUCACCUUUGGUCGACGAAUUGAACCGAGCACUAGUUGAGAUUGACGACCUCGCCAAGGAUCUUGAAGACGUAGCAGUGCAAACUCAGUGGGAGGUAGAAAAUAUGGCUAACAGUCAAGUGAAAGAACAUCCACAUCAAGAGGAAGCAGUAGAGGACCUUCUCAUACAAGAUGGUUCAGAAGACGACCUACUGAUAGACGAAGAGUCACCAAUUAACUAUGAAGACCUUGUGGGCUACGACGAUGGUCGUGACUACUCAACCGACGACACAUAUCCGUACUAGUGUUCUAGGUUUAACUUCAGUAGAAGUAUUGUAGCAUGUUCAGGUCUAUGUUCAGGUGUACUUGUCGGUUGGUAUGAUCAUGCUUUUGGGGGAGUUUAAUGUUCUGGUCUAUGUAAACUGAAUCCGGUUCAGUUACUACAAUAAUUAUUGUGUUUUGUUGGACUCUGUUUGCCUUACUUUAUACCAUGUUACAUGAUGACUACAUGCUCAUUUGUAUCAUGUUUGAUCUGCCUCUAUUGCAUAGAAUGGGGAGUGAUUGGAACCAGGUGAUGUCUCAAUAUGGAAGCUUCCUUAGCCAGAUUGACGAGCAGCCUAUUGGAACACAACAUUCUGAAUUUCCAGUUGAUGGGCAACCCGAGGGCUCAAGAACACCAGCUGUUACUAAAAAGCCAACUCAAAGAACUAAGCUAGCAAACUUCACUGCUGAAGAGGACACAAGGGUAUGCCAUGCAUGGCUUGCUGUUAGUUGCGAUCCCAUUAUUAACACAGGGCAGAAACGUCAAGGAUUUUGGAGUAGGAUUACUCAAGCAUACAACUCAAGACGAGGAACAUUGCCAGAAAGGUCCACAAAAUCUUUGAUGAGUAGAUGGGAUACUAUCAAAACACAUUGUUCCACUUUUGCUGGAUACAUGAUGGCAGUCCUCCGACAGAAUCCUAGUGGACUCAGUGACGCAGACAAGACAUCACUGGCAGCUUCUAGGUUUGCAGCAAUUGAGAAGAAGCCUUUCCACUUUUUACACUGUUGGGCCAUUCUUAAGGACCAACCAAAAUGGAUGGACAACCACAUGGGUCAACAACAUCAGCAAGCCAACGCUAAUCCCACACAUUCUAACACUGUCGAUUUGGAUGCAGAAGAAUCUGUACCAUCAAGCUUCACAUCCAAGAGGCCACUUGGUCGAGAUUCUUCUAAGGAAAAGGCAAAGAGGACUAAAUCUGUGGACACAUCUUCAUCAGAUUCUGAGUUUAUGACACGCAUGGGAGAUCUUUCUUUGGAGCGCCUGUCAGUGUACAAAACAGCUGUUACAACUGAGGAAAAGAAGUUGGAUUCAAUGAACAGAAAUGAGGGGCAGAAAUUGCUCCUUGAAAAGAAGAAGUUGAACCUAGAGAAAUUAAGGCUUGAAAGGCAGAAACUAAAGGAGGACAAGGAAGAGGAGAUAAUGAUCUUAAGCAUGGAUUUGAGCAAAUGUAACCCUCUACUCCGCCAGUACUAUGAAGCCAAGCAACAAGAGAUACUGGCAAGGGUUACUGGGUCUACUUCAUCUGGCCAGUGAAGGUUCCUUACUUAAUAUGUUUGUUUGUCAUUUAUGAAUGAGGCGUACUCGGACUUGUUUCUGUGAGCUUGCUGUCGUCAGACCCUAAUCUGGUUUGUACCAGAUUUUUUUAGGUCGUCUUUGAACUAUUUGUUUUCAAGUAUUUGUUUUG